Microcebus murinus (gray mouse lemur) is the source of this 12801-nucleotide messenger RNA. The record is from RefSeq and is a predicted model, not a curated record. Lineage: Eukaryota; Metazoa; Chordata; Mammalia; Primates; Cheirogaleidae.
AAGUCUGUUUUUCAGUAUGUUCUUUAAAAAAAAUUAACAGAGCAAAACUGAACAAGAACAAAAAAGCCAACAGCUUCUGAAGAGAUUAAGUCCUACUAAGCCUAAGUAAAUGGGGAAAAACUGUGUACCAAAAGUUCUCAAAUUCUGCAUGUUUCUAUUGGAAGUUUUUAUUGCAUAGGGUAGAAGACAAUUGCAGUUGAAGAUGAAGACAAUGAUUUCAAACUGUUUACUCUUAAAAACAAGAUGAUGAUCAUACUGGAAGGGGUUAAGUUUAAACAACACCCCUUAAACCAAAAUUCCCCCAAACAAAGAACAUCUCUAUGGAAAAGUUUAUAUUAUUACUGUUCUAUGACAUUACCUGAAGACUGCUGGUCAUGCCAGGCACACAGUGGAUGCCAAUGGAUGGGAAGGUGGAGGCAAGAAACUCUUUCAUAAAACAACAAGGUUAGCAACUCCUGCGGCAGGAGCCAAGUUCCUCUGAGUUUAGAUCACUUCACAUAAUUUGCCCUCACUAAUGUAUUUGCUGGUUUCUCAUGCCUUCCUGCUUUUUCCUCACCAUGGUUACUCUGGGAGGCAGAGAGGUGCUAAGCAAUGGAGGUGUCAUCCGGCCUGCGCACCUAGGGAACGUCCUUCAGAGGACGACUUGUCACCAGCUGUCAAAGAAGAGAGCGGCUUUGUGGUCUCUGAACAUCUGGCAGUGCUGCACAGGAAGCUGAGGGGGUGUCAUUAAUUGUGAUGAAAUAAUUUAAACCAUCAGGAAUAAAUGAGGCUGUUAAGCUAAGUUCAGAUUCCAUUUGCCAUGCACAUGUGUCUAGCAGCCUGUGUGCAGUUAAAAAAAAAUUGAAUUAUAUUAGCUCAUGAGUAGAAGCGAAACAGAUACUGUAAAUGAAACAAGUUGCUGCGUAGCGAUGACAUCGUGUUGAACCACUUCACAGAGUUACAGUUUGUAGAAUCAAUAUAAUGAAAGUGGUAUAUUAUUUAUUGAAUUUAUACAUCAAAAUUCUUACUACCAUAACAAUACAGUAAGGACUAGUGGCUUAUUGGUACACCGAGAGGACAGGUAGGUAGAUGGGUAGAAAGAAUUAAGCUACCAGGUAAAGGUGGAGCGGGGUAUGUAGGGGCUUCUUUGUCAGGCUGAAUUGAUCCACCACUUACGUCUCUAUAGAGUCUGGCUGUGGGUACAGUAUUAACUGCCCUUGCUCUGCAGACAUAGUGCAGAUUGGAUGGCAAUUUCUCUCUGAUGACUAACUAUGGAUGUCCCUUUGGGAGCUUCUGACACUUUUGAGUACAUUGAUUUUUUUUUUUUUUCUUGCUAUUAAAAACAACUAUCUUGGGUGAUAGGAGAUUACUUCUUAAGCAAAUAAACAUAUUGUAAGGCUUUGCACAAUCAGUGAACACUGAUUUCAAAUGUAACUUUCAGGCAGUCCCAAUUUCUUUACAAAGGAAAAACUGUCGGGUUUGGAAUGCUGGGGCAACUCUGAGGUUUUGUGCAUUAAACUGAGCAAUGGUGAGUAGGUUCCAAAGUACAUUUCUAAAAUAAAAGUCAUUCCUUUGCACAUAAGUAAAAUUUUCAAACUUGAACUUCUACUUAAAAAUAAAAUGACUGUUCAGGUCAUGCUGCACACUGUUCAGGUGCAGCAUGCAUUUAAAAAAAUGUCAGAGAGGUAAUCCUUCUGUUAGAAAACAGAUACAGGUGAUGGUCUGGAGCUCUGGGAAGCUUUGGACAAGAGUUGUUUCACUAAGAAAUUUAACCCCAGCUUCCUUCUUUCAUCCCUUCUCUACUUCAUUGCUUUUCUAUUUUUCCUGUUGUGUGUUGCCUUCCCCCCCCUUUUUUUCUAUUUUUCUUUCAUUUAUUCUUGCUUUUAGAUUUUUAUCCUUUUAUACUUGUUUCUCUUUAUAAUCUGUUCUCAUUCUCCAUCCUCCAUAGAAGUGAACUACAAUUCCAUUUUCAUUUAGUUUUCCUGCUACUAGCUAAAUGAUUAAUAUCCACAAUCACUUAAUUUGUGAAGUUAAUAAAAUGUAGGUUACAUUUUUACAUAAAUUUGUGUGAUCAUUGAUGGAGUUUUUAAAAGAAUGUGAAUGAACCUUGAUAAAUCUUUUUAAAAGGAAUGUGGAAUACUCACUGAGUUGUCCUUUUCCCUGGACUUGAAUUAAACUGCUAUUGGUGAAAGUCAGCCAGUAGGUUGUGGCUCCGGGUUACUCUCUCUCUCUUCUUACUCUGGACUCAGGAGUCAGACAUUCUCGUUGAAACACUUGAGCUUCGUGACUUCAGACAUAUUUGACGUCUAAUAGAAUAACCAGUAGCUAGGAUAUUGUUUCUUUGUGGUUUUAUUUUUGGAUUUUAUCUUAAUUGAUGAAUAGUAAGACUUGACAUCUGUUGGUACUGUUGGAAGGAUUGAAAGAGAUAGUGUCUGUGUAUAAGAUACUCUGCCUAGCACAAAGCUAAUAGUGAAUGCGUUGUUAUUAUAUAAACUGUUUUUAUUGGCUUCUGGGGCAGUAAAAAUUAGAAGCAGAUAAAAAUUAGAAAAAUUUUCCUGAAUAUUUCACAUAUAUUGAAAAUUUAAAUAUUAUUAACCUUACAACAGUUUUUUUUCUUUAGAAUAAGGAAUCUAAGAUGAACAGAGAAUUUGAAACAGAUAACUGCAUUUUUCUUUCUUGUUUUACUUGGCAUUCUAUAGUGCAUUUACUUCCUAAAACCAAAUGAUAAUACAUUAAGCAGUUGCUUGAAAUUUUCUUUGGUAAGUAUGUUAGUAAAUAUUUACAGGAAAAAGCAGUUUCAUGUACUUAAGAGUUUUUAAGUACAUGAAAACUCUUUUCUUAUUUUGGUGGGGAUUGAACUGUUUGCCCCUACUUGUUUUCAAGACCUUCUUGAUUCUUCCACUGCUGUUGUUAUAUUUACUAUCUGCUUAAAUAGCAUUAAAUUAGUGGAUUCCUGAAUCUGGAGUUCUAUAUUUCAGGUACAUUAUGGAUGAAAUUAACUUUGUUUGAAUGGCCUGAGAAUCCUAAAUACAUUCUAUAUUCUCUCUCAAUACCAGUAUUUCUGUGAGAGAAAUAGAAUUUGGAUGACCAACAUAACACAAGCUGUUCAUGUUGGGAACUGCCAGCAUUAAUUUAAGAAAUGUUGGCUUCAACAGAGAGAGUUAUGUGUUUAUGGGCAGUGUAUGUGCAUGUGCAUAGAUUUUGUGUAUACACACACACACACACACACACACACACACACACACAUAUAUCCAUAUAUUUAUGAGAACAGCUAGCAGUAUUCUGUUUGAAUGUUUUGUUAGAGUCAGUCAUAAUGAAAAAUUUACAUUAAGAACACACAGUGUCCCCUACUUCCACAUGCAAAAGAAAGAAAAAACUUUUUGUUUGGGUAGACAAUGGAAUCACAAUUUGUAUUGUAGAUUCUUUAGGACUCAGUAUUUUUUUACAUGGUUUCAGGAUUUAAACCUGGAAAUUAUCUAAGUAACCCAAUAUCUUCACUUUACAGAUUUGGAAACUGAGGCCCAGAAAUUUUAAAAGACUUUUCAAAAUCACAUACUUACUAAAACAUUAUCCAUUUCUCAUGUGUCAGAGCCCUUAAAAUACUGUUUACUGGUUUUUAUUCCUUUUGAGUGUAAUGAGUAUUAUAUAUCAGUGUUGUGUUAUAAAUUUUUUCUUGUUAUAGAAAAUUAUUUAACUCAAAUUUGUCCCGUAUUCUGCAUGAUCCAAGAAGUGUAAAUAAAGAGUGUGCAUAUAAGUCACACCUUGAUAAAGCUGGGGGAAGGAAGGGGAAGAAUCAAGGAGGCUCUGUUUUUAUUCCAUGUAGUGAUAAUCUUAGCAGGUUCCCCUCUGAAAAUAACAGGUCCUCUUGCAUAAUGUGUGAUAUGUGUAGACUUGAUGCUAAAAAAUGGAAUGUUUGAGUCUGGUUUUUAUUUUUUCCCUUAUAUCAAUUAGUAUAGAAUUUAGGUGUUGUUCAAAAGCUAACUUUUGAACAUUAAGAAGUAGAAAUAGUCCCAUCUAAAUAGUCUCUGUUUUAAAAAAAAAUCCUGCCAUUAUAAAAAUUGAAGAAUGGACUUUCCCAAGAACAUAAAAGUGUUCAUUUUUAGUGCUCAAUAAGUGCUAGUGGAGUUUCAUGGAGCAUAGAAGCAGACCAAGUCCCCUUGAAAUCAUUGUUGUUGUAAAAACCAUCUUUAAGUGCCUUUUUGGGUAUGGUACUAUGUUUGCAUCCUAUAAAAAGUGAGCUGAAUAGAUAGGGUUUUUGCCCUCUAGGAGUUUAUAAUCAAAAACAGAUAAUGGAGCUGACAUCUGUUAAUGUAUUAAGGUCCUACAAAUAAACAUUGAUCAAAUACAUAAAUAAAAGUUUUAUAUUCAAGACAAGUAAAAACCUUUUUGCUUGCCUGAUUGAAUAAGUAAACAGCCAGCCUCAGCCCCACACUGAAACUAUCCAUGGAAGUUGUAAAAUGACUAAACCCCUAAAAUAAUCCUGACACCAAGACACUCCUUUACAUUGUUAUUUUUUAAGAGUUUUAAGAGAGUGCUGGAAUUACUAUGAUGUCACUAAUAGUGUAUUAUAAGUUGAUCUGGAUACAGAGAUGUUGUUUUUAUCUUUCUGGUUAAGAAAUUGCAAUUAGUUUAAUUUUCCUCCAUCUCGAGGAUUUCACUAUUUCUAACUGUUGACUGGUGAUACUUGCUGUUGUAAACCAGGAUCCUAGAGGGCAGUUGAAAAAUUUUAUCUAAAUCCCCAAUGUUAGUAGAAAUCAUAUUUUUUUAAUCAGCUGCCUCAACCCCCCCAAGUUAUUAGGAAAUGCAUUAAAACAAAUACAGGGGUCUAAAAUAAUUCUAUAAUGAGACAACUUAUAUAUCCAAAGGGUUUCGAGUAGAAUAUUGGUAAGAAGAGAUAAUUUUAGAACUUUGUAAUGAACAGGUAUACUUGUAAGUUUGGGUUAAGUUAUACCGACUAAAAUUAAACAUAUAAAUGGUAGCAGGGGGUGAUAAGUAUUCAGUUUGAUAACAUACUUUCUUUCUGCAUGCUUUAAUUUUAAUGUAAGGUAUUUUAACAAUCACUUCAUUUUUGAAGUGUGGGGUAAUUAAAACAGCAACAUUGGGAAGACUAAACAUGAACCCUUCUCAAAGUUCAAGACAUUAAAAAAAUGGCUAUCCCUACCCCAGUGUAGGUGUCUGGCUGUGUAAAUUAAAGUAUGUGGAUGCAUAAAUUAAUUAGAACAGUCAGUGAUAUAAAUCAAACUUAUUUGGUCCACUGAUGAAAUGAGCAUUGUUUGUAAGAUUAUCUUAUUAUUUAAUCUCUUCUAUAUAAACCUGGCUGAUUAGCCUUAUGAAGUAAUAAUACAAUUAAUGUGAUGAUGGUAUACUUUUUCUUCGUACAGGCCUGAUCCUGCAGGCCUUUCUUGACUUGGAUUUCUGUAUAUGUAAGACCAUAAGAACUGGAAAUUUUAAUUAGCAAGAGUGCCCUUACUGCUCAGUUGUGGAGUUUUAUUUUAUUUUAUUUUUUUUUGUAUCUCAGAAUGUUCCCUGGGAUUUUUAUUCUUUUUGAACCACUCAUUUAUUGCCCCAGAAGAAUGAACUGCUUUCAGAUAUUAUUUUCUCAAAACUGUGCAAAGUUCAUUAUAAGAGCUACCUGCUGACUUCCCUAUGCUGUGCUAAGGGCUCUAAAAUAAAGAGAAAGUUUUACUUAUAAAUGAAGCCAUUAGGAAUUUCUUGAAUAAACAAAGUUUUUCCCCCCUUUGAUGUGCAAAGGAAUUUUGUUUAUAAUUAUUAGUCAUAUAAGUCCAUGUCUAAUACAUGCAAAGACCAUUCGUUAUCGUUUGUAUGAAAUGGAAUGCACUCCUUUCAGCUAGAGAGCAGAAAACAGAUACACUUUUAAAAACCAUUCAGGGAUCUUGGUAUAAAGGAAAAUUGUUAGUUUCAUUACUUAGCAUUUGAUUCAGAACUUUUGCUUAGUGUUUUGUUUUUUUUUUUUUUCCUUGCCUACUUCCCCCAUCUCUGUCCCUCUGACUUCAUGAAGUUGGUUUCUUUGUAUCCCAAAAUGAAAACUUUGCUUUUGGGGAACUAAAGAUGUGCAUUUUAUUCACCUUGCUCUCAAAUUGCUUAACUAUUCCAUGAUAUUCUCUUAUUCUUUAAUAGAAUUUAGCAAUGGUGUCUAAUAAUGUAACUAAGAAAUUGCAGGGAAAAAUGUCAUAGAUAAUUCCCUCUUGUAAAAUCUUUUAUGAAUGAAGCCUGAUGACUGGAAUUUGUUGUUCCUACUUAAUCUCAUAGAGAGAAUAGAUUUAGAACAGUGUCUUUUUAGGAUUAUGCAUAAAGCAGUUAUGAGUGUGAUGUGAUAAAAUCUUAAUUGGGAUUUCAUUUUGUCCUGAACAGUUAGGAUUAUUUGCUCCUAUGUUGUUCUGCAUUGAUGUUAAACAUUUUCAAUCUGACAAAUCAGAUCUUUGGAUGUAUUAUUUUAAAGAUUUUUUUUUGUCUCAUCUUCAUAGGAGUGCCACAGAUCUCCCUGUUCCAACAGUGAUUAUCUGUGAUGCCAUAACAACUUCCCUGGCUGUUAGCAGAGCCAUCCGCUGCACACUGGUAAACUGCACGUGUGAAUGUUUUCAGCCAGGGAAGAUUAACCUGAGGACUUGUGAUCAGUGUAAACAUGGCUGGGUGGCACAUGCCUUGGAUAAGCUCAGCACGCAGCACCUGUACCACCCCACCCAAGUGGAGAUUGUGCAGUCCAAUGUGGUGUUUGACAUCAGCAGCCUGAUGCUCUAUGGGACACAAGCGGUGCCCGUGAGGCUAAAGAUACUGCUAGACCGUCUCUUCAGCGUCCUGAAGCAAGAGGAGGUACUUCACAUACUGCACGGCCUGGGCUGGACUCUGCGGGACUAUGUCCGAGGAUACAUCCUUCAGGAUGCUGCCGGCAAGGUGCUGGACCGCUGGGCCAUCAUGUCUCGAGAAGAGGAAAUCAUCACCCUUCAGCAGUUUCUGCGGUUUGGAGAAACCAAAUCCAUUGUGGAGCUGAUGGCAAUUCAGGAGAAAGAAGGGCAGGCUGUGGCUGUACCAUCUUCAAAGACAGACUCAGAUAUAAGGACUUUUAUUGAGAGCAAUAAUCGUACCAGGAGUCCCAGCCUCCUUGCUCACUUAGAAAACAGCAAUCCUUCUAGCAUUCAUCACUUCGAAAACAUCCCAAACAGCCUAGCAUUUCUGCUUCCAUUCCAGUACAUAAACCCCGUCUCAGCUCCACUGCUAGGGUUGCCUCCAAAUGGGCUCCUGUUAGAACAACCAGGAUUAAGGCUGCGGGAACCAAGCCUUUCAACCCAGAAUGAAUAUAAUGAAAGCAGUGAAUCUGAAGUCUCUCCCACACCUUAUAAGAAUGAUCAGACACCCAAUAGAAAUGCCCUGACUAGCAUUACUAAUGUGGAGCCCAAAACUGAGCCAGCCUGUGUCUCUCCCAUUCAGAAUUCUGCCCCAGUCAGUGAUCUAACCAAAACAGAACACCCAAAAAGUUCAUUCCGGAUUCAUCGCAUGAGGAGGAUGGGGUCAGCCUCUAGGAAAGGAAGAGUGUUCUGUAACGCAUGCGGGAAGACAUUCUAUGACAAAGGUACUCUCAAAAUUCAUUAUAAUGCCGUUCACCUGAAGAUCAAACAUCGAUGCACCAUCGAAGGUUGCAACAUGGUCUUUAGCUCCCUCCGAAGCCGUAAUCGCCACAGUGCAAACCCCAACCCUCGCCUUCACAUGCCCAUGCUAAGGAAUAACAGAGACAAAGAUUUAAUUCGGGCCACUUCAGGAGCUGCCACCCCUGUCAUAGCAAGUACAAAAUCAAAUCUCACACUCACAAGCCCUGGCCGGCCCCCAAUGGGUUUUACCACUCCCCCACUAGAUCCUGUCUUACAGAAUCCUCUCCCUAGCCAGCUCGUGUUUUCUGGGCUAAAGACUGUACAACCAGUUCCUCCAUUUUAUAGAAGUUUACUCACCCCAGGGGAAAUGGUGAGUCCUCCAACCUCCCUCCCCACCAGUCCCAUCAUUCCAAGUGGUACCAUAGAGCAGCACCCCCCACCACCCUCUGAGCCAAUGGUGCCAGCAGUGAUGAUGGCUGCCCACGAGCCCAGUGCUGACCUGGCACCUAAGAAAAAGCCCAGGAAGUCAAGCAUGCCUGUGAAGAUUGAGAAGGAAAUCAUUGAUACCGCUGACGAGUUUGACGAUGAAGACGAUGACCCUAAUGAUGGCAGCGCUGUAGUCAACGACUUGAGCCAUGACAAUCAUUGUCACUCCCAAGAGGAGCUGAGCCCAGGCAUGUCUGUGAAGGACUUUUCCAAGCAUAACAGGACCCGAUGCAUUUCAAGGACUGAAAUUAGGAGGGCAGAUAGCAUGACUUCUGAGGAUCAAGAGCCUGAGCGGGACUAUGAGAACGAGUCUGAGUCUUCAGAGCCCAAACUGGGUGAGGAAUCCAUGGAAGGGGAUGACCACAUUCACAGUGAAGUGAAUGAAAAAGUCCUGAUGAACAGUGAGAGGCCUGAUGAGAACCACAGUGAGCCCUCUCACCAGGACAUCAUCAAGGUGAAGGAGGAGUUCACAGACCCCACUUACGAUAUGUUUUACAUGAGCCAGUACGGACUGUACAAUGGUGGAGGGGCCAGCAUGGCUGCCCUGCAUGAAAGUUUUACAUCGUCUCUGAAUUAUGGCAGCCCUCAAAAGUUCUCCCCAGAAGGGGACCUGUGUUCUAGCCCAGACCCCAAAAUCUGUUAUGUGUGCAAGAAGAGUUUCAAAAGCUCCUACAGCGUGAAGCUUCACUACAGGAAUGUUCACCUAAAAGAGAUGCAUGUCUGCACAGUGGCUGGCUGCAAUGCUGCGUUCCCCUCUCGCCGAAGCAGAGACAGAAACAGAAAUUUACGGAUGGAAAGAACCAUAGGUCCAGGACAUCGAGACAGCCUGCAUCUCCGUAGACACAGUGCCAACAUAAAUCUGCAUCGUAAAUUGUUGACCAAAGAACUCGAUGACAUGAGCCUGGACUCAUCGCAGCCCUCCCUUAGCAAGGACCUCCGGGAUGAAUUUUUGGUGAAGAUCUAUGGUGCCCAGCACCCCAUGGGGCUCGACGUCAGGGAAGACGCCUCCUCUCCCGCAGGGACUGAAGACUCCCACCUAAACGGGUAUGGGAGGGGCAUGGCGGAGGACUACAUGGUCCUUGACCUGAGCACCACCUCCAGCCUCCAGUCCAGCAGCAGCAUCCAUUCCUCUAGAGAAUCAGACGCGGGCAGCGACGAGGGGAUUCUUCUCGAUGACAUUGACGGGGCGAGUGACAGUGGGGAGUCGGCCCACAAGGCUGAGGCCCCUGUCCUCCCUGGCAGCCUAGGGGCUGAAGUUUCAGGAUCUCUUAUGUUCAGCAGCUUGUCUGGGAGCAAUGGUGGGAUCAUGUGCAACAUUUGCCACAAAAUGUACAGCAACAAGGGGACCCUGAGAGUGCACUACAAAACUGUGCAUUUGCGAGAAAUGCACAAGUGCAAAGUCCCUGGUUGCAAUAUGAUGUUUUCUUCUGUACGAAGCCGGAAUCGGCACAGUCAGAACCCUAAUCUCCACAAACACAUUCCCUUCACUUCAGUAGAUUAGUCUCAGAACGGACACUACAAAUGCCAGCCCUCACCAGAUGGCCUACUUGUUUGAACUGCCAUAGUCAGUGUGCGCUUCCGUACUUUGGGGGUUUGUCUGUGUGUGUGUACAUAUGUAUGCUCUGUCUCUACAUAUACACACACACACACACACACAUUUUCUUGAGAUAAAAAAAGAUAAACACUAGGUGCUUUUGGAUUUUUUUUUCACUUUUCCUUUAUAGUUUUGGGGAAGGCGUGGGAUCUUUAAUUUGGGGGGGGGAUGAAAACAGAGUACCCCUUUAAACACACAUACAUACACACAAAGCGUGCAGAUAGCCCCAAUUUUGACAGACUAAUUCUUGGUCUUCCCCAAAGAGACAUCUGUUGUACCCAUGACUGUUGCCUGCAAAAAAUAAAAGGGAAAAAAAGAAAAAAGAAACAAAAAGGAACUUCUUAUAGUUGUCUUUUGUGAACUUUAAGGUUUUGGGAGAAUCUUCAAUUAAAGCAUGGCAGAUUCACCUGUAAAUAUUUAGCCUUGAGAGGCCAUUGAUGUAAAACAAUUGUAUUGAUGGUUGUUUAACUCUUUUGUUUAAUUUUUACGGUUACAUCCAGCUGUUAGAUAUGCAGGAAAAAAAUAGUUUGCUGGCUAGCUCUAUUCAUUUAUGUUAGCAUUAAUGCACAUUUUUUUUAAACAUGGUCUUGUUUUUACUACCUGUUAGAUAUAGUGAUAAAGAGGUGCUGGCAUGCUUUACAGCACAGAUCUGAUUUUUUAAAAUGUCCUGUACUAGUACAUAAACCCAGUCAUGCACUUUUUUCAUACACUACAAGGGGAUGUGUAAUAUCCAUGCUUCUUUUUUUAUCCUUAAACUAUUGCCAUACUUCAGUAAGUGUCUUUUUUAAAAAAUUCACUUGUAUAAAAAUGGUCUGGUCAGUAUAGGGCACAAAUGCCAAACAAAAGUAUUAGUGUUAACACAAAACUGCCAACUUUGCACAAGUUUCCAGAAAAGAAAAUACAAUUAGUCACUCAACAUAACCACAGGCCAAUUUGUUGGCCACCAGAAAACCGCUUUUAAAAGAAACACUUGGUGAUUCUUUCAAGUGCCGAAUGUUAUUAGAAUCAACGUUGCAUCCUUCUUGCUUAUAUGUUAAGUUACAUAAAAGGAAAACAAAAUUAUGUGGUGUGAAACAGCCAAGGCAUUUAUUCUUUAGAGGCAGGAUAAUAUUUCAGGAUACAAAAGCCCAAAUUACUUACUAUGGAACAAAGUUGAAUACAGUCAAAGAGUUGAACACUCAUUUCCAAGGCCCUAACUCUUACCCUUUAAAAAGAAACAAAAAGUCUGAACUGGGUUAGUCUGUCGAAUGGCUGUCUAAUUUGUUGCAAAUUCUGCAGUAGUACUAUGAUUCAGGCCUGCUUGAUAGACAAAAUCAAAAAGACAUUUAACAGCAGCAGUACUUGGAAGCUUUGAAAACAUGUGCUGAACUUGAAUUGAGCAACACUCCUUUCUGAAAAGCCAGAAAAAGGAAGGUUUAAAAUAGGAUCUCUCACUGUUUAGUGUUUUGUGUUUCCCCACACGAUUUGUCAGAGAGAAAUGAAAGCAAGCCUGAAACCAGCAAUUGAGAGUGAGAAAGAGGGGGAGACUAUUCUCCAAACCUUUUUUGUUUUGUUUUGUUUCCGAUGUUUACACAUGUUGCCUGAGCUGGUUAACCACAUCGGCAGCCCCAGCUACCACAACAUACUGACUGAAUGAUGAUAUUUGCUCAAGUUCAGUCUGCAGCCAAAACCAUUAGGGUGUGCACUGCAGACUGUAUUUUGUUGUCUUUUUUUUUUUUAAGUGGAGGGGAAGAAAAGAUAAACAAGGAAUAUUUUGUCAAACGAUACACAAUCAUUUAAAGAGAAUGUAUUUCUUUUCUGCAUGUAAUGGCCUCAAACAUUUCUCUCCUCAGUCUAAAGUUAGCAGUGUCCCUUUGUUUUUAACUUUCCAUGUCAUUUCCAUUUUCCAUAUGUUUUGUGAUUUUUCUAUGUUCACAUCAGCAUUCACUUCCGUUAAAUUUGCCAAAGGAAACUGUUAAUGUGUUUCUGUUGUUAUUAUUCCUGUAGGAUUUAUUGUACCUCACAGUAUUUAUUGUUUCCAAAAAUAAGCAUCAUUAGUUGGGAGUUCAGUAUUUUUAUUUGUGAAAAUUUCAGAAACAAUAGAUUCUUAAAGAUAAGCUAGCUUUGUCUAGGAGCUUUAUCUUUUCACCUCCUUCAGAGGAUGCUAUGGGGUUCAUUUAAUUCUUUAUUUGUUCUACAGUAAGGAAAGACCAAAAGUAUUUGCAGUACAAAAGAAACUAACACUAUGUCUGUUAAAUGACAAAUGUUUACGGGAAAAAGCUGAGGAAUUAGUAAUAACCGUUUUUGUUUUCUUGUACCUUUGAAUCCCCCAAAGUCUUAAUUGCUUUAUUUUGGUGUUGUGUUAAAUUGAAUAGACAGAGAUGUUUUCCUUUGUUUUAUACCAUAUAAGACUCUGUACAGUAUGUUUGUGAAAGAUUGAACUAGAAUAAUGAAAGUUUGUUUGCAAACAUUUUGGUCCUCCUAGCGUUCUCUGUAUCGCGCUAUUGCCCCAUUACCAAAUAAUUAGAUUCAAAAAGGGUGGAAAACUAUGUUUAGUAUCCCAACAAAAGAUUAUGGAAACGCUGGCUUUCAGAGUGUGCAUAGACUACAUUACCCCUAGUUUUUUAAAAAUACAUACACAUUUUUAUUUCAGCAACUUUAAAAAGUUACACUUGGUUAAGAUAUUCUAGAACUCAUCUUGUACAAAAUCAAUGUUUAGUCUGUUUAAUUUAAUGUCAAGGAAAAGGUCAGGUGGCCCUAGUGAGUGAAUUACAUAGCUGUCAGCAGGUCACAUCAGCAAAUGAACCAGGCUUAGAACAAAUGUUUGUUACUUGCCACAAACCAGGCUAAGGUGUAUAGCCAGUUAGCAAAAGACCAGAAGUAAUGAGAUUCUAGAAGGAGAAUGUCCCUUGCUUGGAAACAUGAAUGUGUUCCCCUGUGCUUUGUCAGAGAAACGGCAGUAAGUCCUGGACAGCUGGCACUUUUUAAGUAUCUCCUCUAUAUGCUACUAUUGUGCCGCAAGUGCCCGAUUGUGACGGGGGCCUUCUGAAUGAGUAAAUAACAUUCUCCAGUAUAAAGCCUAUUGCUUAAAGGGGGCAGAGGGGGCGGAUGGAUGUAGUGCAUAAAAUGUAAAACCAUAAAAUGUACAAUUCUUCUAUU